AUUGCGGGCUCCUUAUAGUAGGCUGAGGUUGCUAGAAAUGCUAGGGCCCAGACGCCAGCAAUAUGGCAGAUCCUAGCCCUCAACGAAGGACGCGUUUCGUCUUGUUCAAGCAACAUGUCAUCACAGCGCAUGACAGUCAUUUUGCUGGAGGCAAGCAUGCAUUCAUGUCAAUGGCAUCGACUCUGGCGGCGGAGGGCUUCGACGUGCACCUCAUCUCGAUUGCAAGCAGGGGCAAGGUCCUUGUGCAUGCGGGCAUGUCCGGCUUGCUUCCGCUGCUGAGCUUCGCGCGGCCAGGCGUGGUGAGCUGGCGCGAGGGGCGGCUGCAACAGCACGUCGUGCUCAGCGACGAGGGUUUCGCUAACGUUGCUGUUGCAGGCCUCACUCCCGCCACCCUAGCCACCCUUGCCGCAUGCUUGCGCGGCCUGACGGGGUGCGAGGCGGUGGCAGCGGCGACAUCUGUGAAGCCCACAGCUACCACAAGCCCUGUAGCGAGCGAGGAGGCACCGUCUGCGCGAGCCGCUGCAGCGGGUGGCAACAGCUGCCCCAUGCUGCGCUGCAGCCGGGACGCGUGGGUCAUCAUCGAUGCGGAUGAGAGCCAGAAGCUGCUCCUGCAACCCCAGCCGCAGCGAGCAGGGACAGCAGGGAGGGAACCCACAGCAGCAGCAGCAGCAGCACCCUCGGGCAGCAGCGCCUCCACCACCACCACCUCCUCCUCCGCAUCAUCCUGUGCCUCAACCCCCCAUGUCCCCGCCAUAACUCUGUUCAAGGUGGUCACCUCCGCUGCGCCGCCCCGCCGCUGCCUAGCGCUGGUGCAAAACGUGCACUUCCUGCCGCUAGGGCCCAGCGGCAGCGGGCCGCGCAACCCCUCGCUGCUAGCGGCCUGGGGGCGGCUGGCGGGCGUGGUGGCGGUGUCGGAAUUUGUGGCGGACUACCUGCGCAUCCACUGGCCCGCGCAGCAGCAGCAGCAACCGCGGCGGGAGCAGGGGCAGGCGCAGGGGGGCCAGGUGGUGACGGCAGCAGGUGGUAUCGGAGGCGGUGCCGCCGACGCACCGCCGCCGCCAUGCCUGCCGCCGGUGCGUGUGGUGCCCCUGGCAACCUGGGGAGUGUACGGCACGCCGCCCUUCCCCGACCUCAGCGAGCAAGCGCGGCCGCUGCUACGGGCCUG
Astrephomene gubernaculifera is the source of this 1165-nucleotide messenger RNA. The record is from the annotation of a GenBank genome assembly. NCBI's taxonomy places the organism in Eukaryota, Viridiplantae, Chlorophyta, Chlorophyceae, Chlamydomonadales, Astrephomenaceae.